Trypanosoma conorhini is the source of this 1449-nucleotide messenger RNA. RefSeq names its product BTB/POZ domain containing protein. Lineage: Eukaryota; Euglenozoa; Kinetoplastea; Trypanosomatida; Trypanosomatidae. Bases 1 to 1449 code for a protein of 482 amino acids. The transcript has a single exon. Gene Ontology annotation, molecular function: protein binding. The record is from RefSeq and is a predicted model, not a curated record.
AUGGACUGCGGCCUCGAGGGCCACACGGCCACGCUGUGUGGCGAAUCGAUUGUGGUGGUUGGCGGCAAAACAGCCGCGUUUGGUCUCAGUGGAUCCGUGUUCGCGCUCACGCUUCCCGGGCUUGAGUGGCGCCGGCUUCUGUGUGACGGAGCGGAUCCGGCGCCGCGGGCGUACCACUCCGCCUGCCUGCACGGCACGCGGCUCGUUGUCUUUGGCGGUAUCACAAGUGUGGGGCUGAACGAUGUCCACUACAACACUUACAAUGUUUUCACGCUAGCCGACGGGCUCGACAGGGCGGCGCUGCAGCGAGUGGGUGCCGAGCGUUUCCGCGAUCCCGCAUGGCUGCGACCGCUGAUGCCGCAAAAGGCCGAGCCGGACGGGGUACUUCACAUCCUCGACAUGUCGACCUCGCCGCCCUGCUGGGGGUCGGCGCAGUGUACCGGCAGUGUGCCGUGCAACCGCUCGCACCACGCCGCCGCGGUGCAGGGAGAUGCCAUGUACAUCGUUGGAGGCUACAACAUUUACUCCCCACGGACGCAGCCGACCGUUGACUUUGGCUGCCUCCACAGCCUCGACCUCACAACGCUGUGCUGGAGAAGCAUUGAGCUCAGGAUUCCGUUGUAUUACUGGGGGGCGACGCUGACCCCGUUGGGCGGCUCGCUGCUCUGCCUCUUUGGCGGCGUUUCACGCGCACGAAACAGGGAAUCGCAGGACACAUUUAUCCUUGACGCUCAAACGGGCUCUGUGCGGCCCACGCUGGAGGGCAACCACACACCGUUGCCACGCGCAGCGCACUGUGCAUGGCGCUGGGGUUGCUACGUGUACAUUUUCGGUGGCGCCGGAUCAGUCGCCACUCGCUACUUUAACGACUUACACCGCCUUUACGUGCAACGCGGUGCCUGGGAGGAGGUCACGACAGACGUGGAAACAAAAACUUUCUUCCCGUCUGCCUCGUCGGCGUCGCCUCCGCCGCUCUCUGGCAGUGCUGCAGCGGUGGUUGGCGAGCAUGUGGUUCUUGUGGGGGGAAUGCGUGCAAACUUGACGCGCACCUCGACCGUCUUCCUCCUCAGCAUGCGCUCACACACGUGGCAGGAGGCAGCGACGACGUUUGCCGAAGCACCGCUGCCGUUUCCGUUUGCCUACGAUAAGCCGCACUCUUACCGAGGCGGCGUCAGUAGAGGCGUGCAGACAGCGUGGAGGGGGAACCCGCCACCCCUCCUGUUACGCGACGCGCUGGAUCCGGAUGUGUUAUUGCCCCGUUGGGCGUCCGUGACGCGGCAGUUCCAGCACCAGCCAAAGGAGGAUGGGGGAGGUGGGCGACACGCUGAGGAACGCCCGCAGGAGCGCUGGGAACGGGAGUUGGAUGAGCUUCACGCCAUGACGGCAGGCUGGAGCAGCGUCAUCACGGGGCUAAGUACUCACGUGAAGGGCGCUGCAUGGACGUCGUGA